AUGAGGAGAGUCGAGUCCCUUGCAUCGGACGUUUUCGAGACGCUUUUGGACAAGCUGAGGAAGGCCGAGGUGAUGUCUUUGGCCGUGGAUGAGUCGACUGAUAACAGUGAUGUUGCACAGCUGUGCCUCUAUGUGCGAUUUUUUGAUGGGGAAUGUUUUCGUGAGGAUCUGCUUGGACUAAUUCCCAUGGAGGGGCACACUACCGGUGAGAUUAUCUUCACUAAAAUUGCUUCAUUCUUUGAGGAGAACAACUUGGAUUUGGCACGCGUCAACAUGUUGGUGACGGAUGGUGCGCCCUCGAUGGCGGGCAGGGAUCAGGGGCUCGCCGGCAGGAUGGCAGCUGCGGCUCCGCAGACUAUGCCAGUUUCAAGGUUGAAUAUUCCACGACAGGAGGAUGUUGCAAAAUGGUCCUACCUAAGGAAGAUAAAGCUUCACGAUGUGGAUGCAGAUGUUGAUUUGCUCAUUGGGACUGAUGCAGCAAAAGUGAUGGAACCUUGGGAGGUGAUUAACAGCCAAGGAGAAGGACCCUACGCAGUUCGGACCAGAGUUGGCUGGGUAAUUAAUGGACCACUGCGCGGUGGAGACAGCAAUGGAGUCAAGACUGGCUGCUCUGUUGUCACAACCAACCGGAUUUCUGUGGAACAUCUGGAAGACAUGCUCAUCAAGCAAUACAAUCACGAUUUUAAUGAAAGAACAUCUGAGGAGCAGUUGGAAAUGUCAAGAGAGGAAAUCAAGUUCAUGCAAACUGUGAGUAGAACAACAGAACUUAUAGCUGGACAUUAUUUCAUUGACUUACCUUUCCGAGCUAAAGACCCUGUCCUACCAAACAAUCGCUGUGUUGCAGAGCAGAGGCUUCAAGGCCUGAAGAGGAAAUUUGGAAGAAAUGUCAAGUAUAAGGAUGAAUACACCUCAUUUCUCAGUGAUAUGUUGGCUCAAGACUAUGCUGAAAUAAUACCCACUGAUCAGUUGGAACAAGAUGAUGGAAAAGUGUGGUACAUUCCCCAUCACGGAGUACAUCACCCCACCAAAGGAAAGUUAAGAGUUGUGUUUGACUGUGGUGCCACAUAUAAAGGAACGUCACUGAACUGCCAGCUUUUACAGGGCCCAGAUCUCACCAACUCUCUUAUUGGGGUCCUUAUUCGAUUCAGGAAAGAACCUGUUGCAGUUAUGGCUGACAUCAGUGCCAUGUUUCAUCAGGUAAAAGUGCCUGAUAAACAUAAGAACUUCCUGCGCUUUCUUUGGUGGCCCAAUGGCAACACUGACAAGGAACCAAUGGAAUACCGAAUGAGAGUUCAUUUGUUUGGAGCUGUGUCAUCCCCAAGUUGUGCAAAUUAUGCCUUGAGGAGAACUGCAGAGGACAAUGCAUCUGAUUUUCCUCCUGAAGUGAUCAGCACAAUCAACCACAACUUUUACGUGGAUGACUGCCUAAAGUCAACUGCUUCAGAGGUAGAUGCUAUUCGUAUUGUAAAGGACUUGACUGCACUUUGUCACAAAGGUGGAUUUAGUCUUCAGAAAUGGGUGACUAACAGACGUUCUGUGCUGAUGUCAAUUCCAAAUGACAUCCGAGCAACAGGGAUGAAAGAGUUGGAUUUGGACACGGACCAGCUUCCUAUGGAAAGAGCACUUGGACUGCAGUGGUGUGCUGAAUCUGACAAGUUUGGGUUCAGGGCUGUGUUGCAGGAACGGCCUCAUACCAGGAGAGGUAUUUUGUCAGUGGUGAGCUCAUUGUAUGAUCCAUUAGGGUUUUUGGCCCCCUUUAUCAUGCCAGCCAAGUUAAUGUUGCAGGAGCUUUGUAGGAGAAACUUAAAGUGGGAUGAACAAAUUCCCCCUUUCUUCUCCAAACAAUGGUAUGACUGGCUGAGUGACCUCCAAAGAAUAAGUGAAUUCAAGGUGGAUCGUUGCAUUAAACCCCAGAACUUCAGUGUAUCUGCAACAGCACAAAUUCAUCAUUUUUCUGAUGCCAGUUUAGUUGGUUAUGGUACGGUGGCUUACCUGAGACUACAAGAUGGUAACAAUGUGCAUGUUUCAUUUCUUGUGGGAAAAGCCAGAGUUACACCUCUAAAGUCAAUCACCAUUCCUCGGCUGGAGCUUACAGCUGCAGUUCUUGUUGUUCGUAUGGAUCAAAUGCUUCACAGGGAGAUGCAGUGUCAGUUGGAGAAGUCAAGGUUUUGGACCGACAGUACAACUGUUCUCAAGUACAUCAGCAACGAAACUAAACGCUUCCAUACUUUUGUUGCUAACAGAGUCUCUGUUAUUAGAGAAGCCACAGAUGUUGACCAGUGGAAGUACGUGGGCUCCAAGGUCAAUCCGGCAGAAGAAGCAUCUCGUGGAUUGAGAGCCAAAGAAUUUCUUCUAAGUGGAAAAUGGGUAAAAGGACCAGAUUUUCUCUAUUCGCCAGGGAAGGACUGGCCUGUAUCUGACAUGGAUCUAAUUGCGAUUUUAGAGGAUGACCCAGAGGUCAAAAGAGAAGCAUCAGUGAAUGCCAUUGUCAAGAACUCAGAAGAUCCCACAACUCAUCUCAUCAACUACUUCUCAUCUUGGAGGAAACUUAAAACAUCAGUUGCCUGGUUCCUCAAGCUUAAGGAAGUUCUUUUGCUUUUGAGCCAAAAGAGACAAGAACUUAAAGCUGCUGAGAGUGACAAGAAUACAGGAGUUAAAGGUUGUGUAGAACAGAAACUUCAGAGCUUCAAAGCGACGCUUGGAGUAAAAGGCUUGACUUUGGAGAAUUGUGAUGAAGCAGAGAAGGCAAUACUUCGUUUUUGCCAGAAAGAUAAGUUCAAGAGUGAAAUUGCUUCAUUAAAUCAUGGCUCAGGUAAUGUUUUCAAGGACAGCCCAUUGUACAAGCUAGAUCCUUUACUGGAGGACGGCAUUCUCAGAGAGAAAGGAGGUGCUGCCAGCCAACUAUUCCAGAAGUCGUCCAGACGUGCAGACGGUCCUCCUACAGAGGAUGAAACAAAGUCACAUGUCGAUGAGCUCUCAGACAGCAGUGAUGCUCUGAACACCAAGGAAAAAGGAGGAAUAUUUAGUGGAAUAUUCAAGAAAACUGCCAAACCAGCAGAAGCUGUUCAACAUGAGGAGGAACAAGAAGCUCCAAAAGAGCAGUCGGGUAGCAACCAUAGUCUGCCUGAGAAUAACACCACGAAGGAGCUGAAGGUGAUCAGAGAAAAACGGUUAUCUGGGAGCUGUGAGAAUCUGUCUGACACCAACGUCCCAAAGGAGAAAAAAGGUGGCCUGGCGGGCAUCUUUAAAAGAUCAGCCAGUAUCGACAACCUGUUUGAUGAGGAGAACGGGGGGCUGUUCAGCGGACUGAAGAGAACACCCAAAGCGUCCAGAGACGCUGCAGAGGACAAAGAUGACCAGAAGGAGCUGUCAGCAAUUAAUGACAAUCUCUUUGACAACACCAAGGAAUCAAACGAGGAUAAGAAGUUAUCUGCCAGCUGGGAAAAUCUGUUAGAAGCAAACACAUCAAAGGAGAAGACUGGAGGACUGGCAGGGAUUUUCAAGAGGUCUUUCAAACCAGCUCCGCGCUCAAUCGCAAAUGAGGAUCCUCUCAGUGACACAUUGGAGCUGUCUGCCAGCUGCGACAGCCUCGCAGAAACUGCCGAGGAAAAUGAGGACAUGGAGGCACCGGAAGGAGGCAGGCUGGGACACAGGAGGACCGACAGGAAGAAAAGACGAGUUGUGUCAUUCCGAAUCAAGAAAACUCUUCCCAAAAUACCAAAACUGGAUGUACCUUCACUGAGUUCAGACAAGAUGCCUCUUAUUGAGGAGGCUGUAGAGCUGCAGGAGCUGAACCGAGCCCAAGAGAGCACAGUAGAGAUCCAGACUUUGGAGAUGGCAGCUUACCCUACGGAAGACAACCCUCUGGAAUCUGAGGAGGAAAAUGAUGAUUUGAUGGAGUGGUGGAUCACAGUCAAAGGAUGGGCAGAGUGGAACGAGACAUCUCAUUUCUACGAAGAUGAUGAGCAAAUGUCGAUGGAGCAGGCAGCUGACCGUGUCUACAUGGCAGCCCGUCUCUUUGUGCGUCUUUUCAACAAGCGGGGGGCGUCCUUACAGCAUCGCAUCCUGGAGCUUUUGGCUCUGGCCGACGCUGCCGAUGACUUCCACAAAAAAACGGUGAAAGCUGCUGUGGGUGGAGGGGUAGCCAGUGUUGCUGGCAGCGUGGCAACAAUCACGGGGCUCAUUCUGGCUCCAUUCACCUUUGGUGCCUCUGUUAUUGUCACAGCAGUGGGGAUCAGUGUGGCGACGGCGGGCAGCAUCACCUCAGCAACAGCCAACAUCACAGAUACAGUUCACUCUAACAUGGACCGUAAGAAGCUGGAGAAGAUGAUUCAGGGCUACCAGGAGGAGAUCAGCGACAUCAGGGAGUGUUUGGAAUUUGUGCAGGCAGGAAUGGACACCCUGCAAGAGUGGGACUUUGAGAAAUACUCAAAGAGCGCCACAAAAAAGGCUCUGAACCACAACGUCCGGCAUGUGAUGAAGGAGGGUGGCAUGGCCGGAAAAGCCCUGUUGAUAAACACAAACAAACUGGUCAGCACUGUGCAGAUUUUAGGCGCUGCAGGCGGUGUUGCCAAAGCCGCCAAGGCCAUCAGCAUUACCACAGGCGUGAUGUCAGCGCUCUUCCUGGCUCUGGAUAUUUUCUUCCUCGCCAAAGACUCCCACCAACUCCGCAAGGGCGCCAAGACCAAGUUCGCCACCAAGAUUAGGGAGGUGUGCAAAGAACUCCAGGACGGCCUCCUGGAGCUGAACAAGGUGAAGACGCAGCUGCAGAAGACCAUGGACGGCAUCGAGGUUGAGGAGUAUGAGGAGGUGGAGGAAGUAGAGGAGGAAGUUGAUGACGAUCCCAGGAAGUUGGCUGAGCUGGAGCAGGAACUGGACCUACUGGAGGAGCAACUGGACAGGAAGGUUGAGGAGGAGCAGAAGAGUAAAGAGAUGGGGAAGGAACAUAUGAACAGUAAGAAGAAUAAGAAGGAGAAGAGCGUGAAGGAAAAAGAAGAGCAAGAGGAAAAGAAGGACCAAAAGGAGACGGCAGAUAAGGAUGCCAAGACAGGGGGGAAGAAGAAAAGUAAGAAGGCAAAAGGUGAGGCAGAAAGCAAGAUUGAGUCAAAAUUAGAGAUGAUUUCUGAAGAGGGAAAAGAGAAGAAAAAUGAGACUGUCAAAGCAGCCAAAGAGGAUGUUUUAAAAGAACAAUCUCAGAUAGGAAAGAUGGACAAAGAAACUGAGAACCACAAGGAGGAAGAGAAACAGAAAAAUGGAAACGAGCACAAGGAAAUAAAGAGGAGAUCAUAUAUAGAGAUAGAGCCUGAAAGGAGAUCAGUGAAUAAAGAGACAGAGGUGGAAAGUGGGAGUACAGGGAGAAGCAGGCAUAGGAGUGACAAAGAUCCACCCUACAGGACUAAAAGAGGGAGCAAACAGGAAAUUAAAGAAAGAGGUAAGGAAAGAGGUGGAAACAAGGACAGAAAACAAAGUGAUGUAACGGAGAGCUGGAGGACAGAGGAGGAGAGAGGAGUGAGGGAUUGGAGAGCUGAUGUGGCAGAAGGUAGAGAGACGCAGAGAGAAGAAAGAGAGACGGAGAGAGGGACGGAAGGGGAAGUUCAGGGGAAAAGCGGUGUGAGGAAGGAGCGGCAUCGAUGGCAGGAAAUGGCGAUGGGGAAAGAGGAUUGGGAAAGAGAGCAGGAGAGCAGCAGGGAGGACUUAAAGAGGAGUCACCGCAGGAGAGGAAUAGCUUGGCAUGAUAACCACAUGGAGAGGGACGGGGAGAAACAGGGGAGCAGGAGCGAGAGGAGGAAGUUUAGGAGAGCAGGGGGUGAGAAGGAGGUGGAGAGGGGGAAGAAGAAAGAGGAUGGAGAGAGGAGAGGAAGUGACAGAGGCAGAGAGAAGGAACUCGGCCACCAAGGAUCUGUACGGGGCUCCAAGGUGCUGCUCGAAGAUGGUCUGUAUAUUUAAUUUUUUUAAAAUAUUUGCAGCACUUUUAUUUUUGGGGGCAUUUUAGGCCUUUAUUAGUCCAUAUCCACGACGUUCCACUUCCGAGAUUGUUCAAUGAUGCCGGAAAUUCCGCCUGAUGUCUUUCAUUGCUCAUCAGCUCGCUGCAGGGUAAAUCCAGACAGCUAGCUAGAUUAUGUGUCCCAUGUGAGUUCCCAAAUCACAUAAACAUGUUCAACCCAAACAAGUUCCUUCCCGAGGAAAUUUUGCAGAGGACGAUUGUGAUUGGUUUAAAGAAAUAACAAUCAACCAGAGUAUGUUCUUCUCUCAUCCCGGAAUGACUAGCCAGACCCUCCUCCACAGCGCUGUGGAGGAAGGUCUGGGAAUGCGAGACUAGGCCUUUAUUUGACAGGACAGCUUAGACAUGAAAGGGGAGAGAGACGGGAAUGACAUGCAGCAAAGGGCUGCAGGUCGGAACCAAACCCGCGCCCACUGCACUGAGGACUGAACCUUUUUAUAUGGGCACACACUCCAGCAGGUGAGAUAACCUGGCGCACUUUGAGGCACUUUUAAACAUUAAUACGAUUCAGUCAUGCUGGCUAUCAAGAGUCGGGUUUUUAAGAUCUCCGCAGAAACAAAUGUAAAAUAGAAGGUGAAUACAUUUUCUUCAGUAGCGAAAAGGAAAGACUGGUACUGGUCGUCAAGUCUGAUAUGAGGAAGCCUGUCUUCAUACUUUGGAUUUCUUUCUCUCCAGUUCACUGUGAAAAUAGCAGGAGAGAAAAAAUCAAAGUUUAGGCCGUAUUCUUCACAGAAACCUAUAAUAAACAUAGAGAAUUAAAUUAAAAUGUAAUCAAGUUACACAUUGAAAUGUUUUUGACUUCCUAAGGAGAGUACAUGACAGAAAAAGGUUGACUAAUUCAUUUGGGCUGGUCAAUGUGAACUAAUGCUAAUGCAUGUAUUAUGGUGGACUUGAAAAAGUCUGAACCUAUUGUUUAAUCAUAAAUGAUACCUGGUAACAGUGUUAACUGUUUCAGGUUUACUGCUCCUCGUUGAAAAUCCUUGUUAUCAUACAGUAGGUUUGGAGUUUUAGUUUUACCAAAGAGCAUAAAGCUGUGUAGAAAUAUAUAUGCAGUGUGUGUGUGUGUGUGUGUGUGUGUGUGUGGUGUGUGUGUGUGUAUAUAUAUAUAUAUAUAUAUAUAUAUAUAUAUAUAUACAGGCCAAAGGUUUGGACACACCUUCUCAGUCAAUGCAUUUUCUUUAUUUAAUUGUAGAUUAUCACUGAAGAAUGAACACAUGUGGAAUUAUGUACUUAACAAAAAGUGUGAAAUAACUGAAAACAUGUCUUAUAAUCUAAUUUCUUCAAAGUAGCCACUUGGUGUUCUCUCAAUGAGCUUCAUGAUGUAAUCACCUGACAUGGUUUUCACUUCACAGGUGGGCCUUGUCAGGGUUAAUUAGUGGAAUAUCUUGCUUAUUAAUGGAGUUGGGACCAUCAGUUGUGUUGGAAAUGUACCUGGAUGAUAGAAUAUGAAUUACCCUAUCUGUAAUUAAAUCAUCUCAUUUUUGUUUUUCUUCACAUCACCCAUACAGACAUUUUUCUCUUUGUGUCAGGUUUGAUGUAUUUGGUUUCUUGAUGUUUCUGGAAUAUUGUUCAACAAUUCACUUUGUUUAACUUCAUCACUGAUGGUUAUUUUCCAUGGCACUGGUUACUUAUUGAACAAAUAAUUUAUAAGAGUUAUUAAAGUGUGAUGCUGUUUUGCGUUUUAGUCUUGAAUGACACUUUUUUUUCUUUUCUGCUCUUCACUCGGCCGUACAAAGAUGUUAUUUGCCUCUGGAAUGGAUGGCAAAUUUAAACCGAACAUAUUGCUGCUUACUACAGCAAAGGGUCUGAAUACUCUCUAAGAAGACGUCAUUAAGUUUCAUUUCCAACAAAAAAGUCCCAGAUUCUCAACACUAAUGUUAAAAAAUAACUAAACUACGAAAUCAAAAUUUAAAUAAAAUAAUUCUGAAGGUCAGAGAAGUUAAGUUGUUGAUCUUGUUUGUUUUUUGUUUUAAAACUAUUACAUGUUCAUAUAAAUAAAAUAAAUUCACCCCCCCCCCCCUAAAAAAAAAAAAAGAAAAGAACAGAAGUAUAAAAAUAGAACAGGAUCAACAAUUACUGUGUUCAAGUUGUGGCUCUGUUUAACAAAGGUGGUGCUAAUAUAAUGUUAUCUACUUCUUCUGUAAAGGGACAUUAGUACUACAAACCACAUGGACAAUGGACUCACCGCUACAAGGUUUUACGACACACAGAAUCUAAAUAUAGAACAGUGUGUACAUAGCUCUUACAGUGGUUCUUUCCAGGGAAUAUUUAAUGGAAAGUUUAAACUUUAUUCAUAGGAUUAUCAGAUUAUGUAAUAUCUCAGGAAAAUGAAAAGAAUCAAGGGAGGGAGCAUCUUUUGAAAUAUUUGCUGUCUGUUUGUUAGACAUACGUAGGUAGCGGUAGUUUCAGUAUAGAACGAGGAA
Etheostoma spectabile (orangethroat darter) is the source of this 8424-nucleotide messenger RNA. RefSeq lists its product as uncharacterized. Gene Ontology annotation, molecular function: lipid binding. Bases 1 to 5946 code for a protein of 1981 amino acids. Gene Ontology annotation, biological process: lipid transport; lipoprotein metabolic process. Gene Ontology annotation, cellular component: extracellular region. The transcript is spliced from 21 exons. Lineage: Eukaryota; Metazoa; Chordata; Actinopteri; Perciformes; Percidae. The record is from RefSeq and is a predicted model, not a curated record.